AUCGAUUGUUCUUGCACUAUCUCCAUCUCAAAUCGUUGGUGAUCACAAUAAUGCCUGCAACAUGCCACAUGAUGCGCGCCUUUUGUUACUAGUACUCUUUGCAGUUUAUUUGAAUCAUGUGGCAGCAAAUUCGGCAAGGUCACAUGGGCCAUAUCAUGAGCAUUCGAGGAGAUUAUUACAUCACAUAGGAGUGACAUCCUUGAUCAGCAGUUCCGAUCAAGCAGCGGCUUCAGCCCAAGGAGUGGAUCGAAUUGCACAUGGAAGCAAUCUCAAAGUACCUCCUCCUGUGUCCAUGCUUGUCUCCGGGCCCCUGCCAGCAAUCAAAACUGACUCACCUGACCAGUUCCGCGGCAAGCUUCGACUCCCACACUUUGCUAAGCCAAGCCGUUAUGACCUACAUUUCCGGCCUGACCUCGUCUUCUUCAACUUCUCUGGUGUGGUGGCAAUCAAUGUCACCAUCUUAUCACCCUCCCGUUUCCUUGUUCUCAAUGUUGUGGAACUCAUCGUUGACCCUGCUUCCAUCGACUUCAAGUCUUUGGUGCCGACCGAGGUGGUGUUUUUCAAGGAUGAUCAGAUUAUGGUGAUCGGUAUUUAGAAAGACCUUCCGGUAGGUAAGGGUGUGCUCAGGAUGCACUUCAAUGGCACCCUCAAUGAUGAGAUGAGGGGAUUUUUCAAGAGCUAUGAGUUCCUUAUUGCAUUUUUCAAGAGCUAUGAGUUCCUUAUGACAUUGGAGAUCGGACACAUACACUGAUAAACACAUGAUACGAAAUGUCAAAAACCCACAUCCGGCUGCCAGUGCCUUAAAACUUCACCUAGCCAUGGGGCCGACACAAGUUGGCGAGCUAUGGCGGUGUCAGUGUGGCGCUUGAGCCAGAGAGCUGCAGGCGGUAGCGGCAUCCCUGGCUACGCUGGUUGGGCAUGCGCCCACACACCAGGAAGAGCUCCUAUCCGCCGCCGUGUGAGCGGCGGAUAGCGAAAAACACACACAUGCGGGCGUGGUGUGCCGGCUCAGCUUAGCAACUGCAUUCGCAACCUUUGUUUUAUG
Hordeum vulgare subsp. vulgare (domesticated barley) is the source of this 1045-nucleotide messenger RNA. RefSeq lists its product as uncharacterized. Lineage: Eukaryota; Viridiplantae; Streptophyta; Magnoliopsida; Poales; Poaceae. The record is from RefSeq and is a predicted model, not a curated record. Bases 62 to 595 code for a protein of 177 amino acids. The transcript is spliced from 3 exons.